AUGCAGACAUACAACAACCCGAUCAUCUCGGGUUUUGCGCCGGACCCAUCUGUUGUACUUGUUGACGGCACAUACUUUCUCGUAACGUCGUCGUUCCACAUAUUUCCUGGCAUCCCGAUAUACGCAUCGAAAGACUUGCAGACAUGGGUACAAAUUGGUAAUGCGAUCAAUCGUCCGGAGCAAGUAGAUUUGACCAACACAAUCACGAAAGCGGUCAAACUGCACGGUGGGGAGACAAUGAUUGGAGCUGGCGGCUUGUUCGCACCAACUAUUCGUUAUGAUCGCGGCACCUUCUACAUCGUGUGCACGAAUGUAAGUGAGGAGGGCGAUGACUUCGCGGCCGAAAACUUCUACAUCAGCACGACCAACAUUUGGAAAGGGGAUUGGAGCGACCCGAAGCCAUUGAACUUCAAAGGCAUUGAUCCCAGCCUAUUCAUAGACGAUGAUGGGAGGGCAUAUAUCCAGGGCGCCUGGCGUCUGGAUAGAACAGAGCAGCCGUACUCGACUAUCAAGCAAUAUGAGAUCGAUCUUCACACGGGCCAACAGCUGUCCGAACCCAAAGAGCUGUGGCAGGGGUCGGCUCAGGUCUAUACAGAAGGACCGCAUCUAUACAAGAAGGACGGCUAUUACUACUUACUCGUCGCGGAAGGCGGGACGUUUGAAGACCAUAUGAUAUCCAUUGCGAGGUCUAAGGAUAUCUUGGGGCCUUACGAGAACUGUCAAGAGAAUCCGAUCUUGACCGCAGCCGGCAAGCCUGAUGAGCUCGUACAGGAUACUGGCCAUGGUGAGCUGUUCCAAGACAGCGAAGGCCAAUGGUGGGCAACCGUCCUCGGAGUACGGAAGGUGGACGACCGUUAUCCGCUUGGGCGAGAAUCGUUCCUGGUUCCUGUUGACUGGCCCGAAGGUGGGUGGCCACGAAUGCCUCACCCGCAGCUCCAAUUUCAACGCCAAGCAUGCGGAAGUCGAGCGAAAUGGGCAUGCUUGCCACAGAAGCUACAUGUCGAUGAUUGCCACAUUCGGACCCCAAGCAUGAAUCUCUACCGCCGACAGAGUACAUCAGUCAGCCUGCGACCAACAGAUGCAACCCUUGCUGUGCCUGUAGGUUCUGCAUCCUUUGUCGGUAAGCGUCAGCGGUCGAUCAACGACAAAGCCACAGUGAGCCUUGUUUUGGCCGAAGCAAACCUUGGGAAGCCUGUUGUUGCUGGACUGGCUGUCUACAAAGACGACUACAGGAGCGCUUCCAUUGCAGUCGACUUUGGCAAAGGCACCAUCAUCCUUCGACAACGUCGCACAAAAGACGCAGCUCAGCCUCCCGAAGAGGUUGAUGUGAACCAGACAGUGUUGUCAGAUCAUCCUGGUGACAAGAUUCAGCUUGGGAUCGAUUCAUGCCAGACUCAUUACACCUUCCAAUACCGCGAGGAUCCAUCCUCGCCAUGGACGGUACUCGGCUCGGUUGACACUCUCGAUCUAACCUGCCGAGACUUCACAGGAACCAUCUUGGGUGUGUUCGCUCACAACACAACUCUGCAAAAUUUCGAGGGUGAUUGGGUGACGUUCAGUCAUCUGACUGUAACCGGACAAGACCAAAGUCAAGUCCUGAAGCUAUAAGAUGUGUAGUGUGUCUACGCGACUGAAUGACAAGCAUGGCACUGUCGAUGUCAUUAGCUGUCGGAGAAUCAAGCAUCGCAAAGCCUUAAAGUCGUUGGUGGCAUCACGGAGGGCCAGUGUUGAGCCGCUGCCAGAGAGUGUCCGAAGCCUUCGAGUCCAGCCUAGUCAAUAUUCCGAGGACUUCUUCAAGAUUCGACUUGGCUCUAGCUGCAACUGAAGUAUUGACAGUGUUUUCGGACAACUCUAGAAGGAUGGCACCGACUUGUCGGAUUUUUUCAACCUG
This is a messenger RNA of Baudoinia panamericana UAMH 10762, 1891 nucleotides long. Its product is annotated as glycoside hydrolase family 43 protein. Bases 1 to 1608 code for a protein of 535 amino acids. The transcript has 2 exons. Gene Ontology annotation, molecular function: hydrolase activity, hydrolyzing O-glycosyl compounds. The record is from RefSeq and is a predicted model, not a curated record. NCBI's taxonomy places the organism in Eukaryota, Fungi, Ascomycota, Dothideomycetes, Mycosphaerellales, Teratosphaeriaceae. Gene Ontology annotation, biological process: carbohydrate metabolic process.